UGUGGUUAAAGAGAAAGAAAGGGGAAGGAAAUGUUCGUUUUAGUUUCUGAGGCUGCAUGACGUUCACUCAGUACGGAAGAGAACGACAUUAGCGUUUGUCACACUGAGUUUGGUCUUUUAUUUUAGAGAAACUCUGGUCAAAGUUGAUCAUGUGGGACGUUCUGCUGCUCUUUUCCAGCAUCUGUACAGCUGUUGUUGUAGGAGCUGCAGAUACAGUUACAGGACACAGACGAGAGAGAGUUGAGAUCAGAUGCCCAUAUGAACCCGGAUAUGAAUCAAAUUCAAAGUAUUUUUGUAGAGGGGAUUGUUUAUUGUCAAAUAACAUCAUGGUUGAAUCAGGAUCUCCAGCUAAAGACGAGAGAUUCUCUCUGACUGACGACAAGAAGAACAGAGUUUUCACCGUCACCAUCACUGAUCUGAGAGCAGAGGAUCAAGGCAAAUACCGGUGUGCUGUGAAGAGGACUUUCAUUGCUGAUAUCUUUUUAGCUGACGUCUAUUCAGAGAUUUUGUUGCAGAUAAAACUUGUAAAACAAAGUUUCAACCAUCAGCUCUUUUUCAAAAACACAGUCGUCUUUCAGCACAACAGAACUGAAUCUACAAUCAGGUCAGUUCAUCAGUCUGUCACUCUAUAUGACUCUGAUUUCUUGAAUAUUGUGCAUCUAAAUGUACCGGUGGGAUGCUCCGGUGGGAUUUUCCCUGUUAUUAAACAUUUGCAAGUUGCUUUGGAUAAGGAAGUGUCUUUAACAGAAAUAACAAGAACAAAAACAGGAAAUACUACAGUUGAACUCCAUCAGCCAACCACUAAAUCAGUAGUGUGUUGUUUAUGUAAUAUCAUGUGUAAUAUCAUAUCAUGUAAUAUCAUGUCCUGUUCAGACCUGGCUUCUGUUGCUGGCGGUCUGGGUUCGGUUCUGCUGGUUCUGACUCUGUGUUCUGGAACGUUCCUCAUCCUGAAAAAGAGGAACAGGAAAUGUGGGACAGCUUUAGUUCAGCAAAAUGUGCAGCACAAUACAGAGACUGACCGCAUGUAUGAAGAGAUUCCAAACAGUGACGUCGCUGCGGUAACUUCUUCAUCCAAUCAGACGCCUGCAUCACACCUCGGCAACCUCCCAGAAGUCUCUACUGUUUACACCACAGUAACCAAUCAGCAGCCUGAUUCAAACCUCAGUCACACCCACUCGACCAAUCAGGUGACAGAUCCAGACUGUGAUUAUUAUGCCAUUAUAAAUUCACCUGACCCAACACAGGACAGCAGGACAGAAGUGAUCUACGUGACAGCAACACAUCCACAAAACAUCUCAACCAACGAGGGAACAAUAUAUUCAGUAAUAAAACAUGAAUAAAAAGUAAAUUCUAAAAAAAA
Messenger RNA from Megalobrama amblycephala (Wuchang bream), 1360 nucleotides. RefSeq lists its product as uncharacterized. Lineage: Eukaryota; Metazoa; Chordata; Actinopteri; Cypriniformes; Xenocyprididae. The record is from RefSeq and is a predicted model, not a curated record. The transcript has 7 exons. The coding region runs from base 150 to 1340 and encodes 396 amino acids.